UUUCUCAAAACCCUCACUGGUACGGUAUGUGAGCUAGAGCUGUCUUCAAGAGAUACAGUCCAUGAUGUAAAAAUGGUUUUCGAAGGAUAUUCUGGAGUUUAUGCUGAUAACCAACGUAUGAUAUUUGCUGGGAAAAGAUUGGCCGAUGAUAGGUGCUUGUACGAGUAUGGUUGCACAAAUUCAGAUUCAACCAUUCAUGUCGUAUUGAGAUUG
Molecule: messenger RNA, 213 nt
Organism: Naegleria gruberi
Lineage: Eukaryota; Heterolobosea; Eutetramitea; Acrasida; Naegleriidae
Exons: 1
Biological process (GO): modification-dependent protein catabolic process; protein ubiquitination
Cellular component (GO): cytoplasm; nucleus
Molecular function (GO): protein tag activity; ubiquitin protein ligase binding
Source: RefSeq, a predicted model, not a curated record